Messenger RNA from Rhea pennata, 14844 nucleotides. RefSeq names its product SZT2 subunit of KICSTOR complex (gene SZT2). NCBI's taxonomy places the organism in Eukaryota, Metazoa, Chordata, Aves, Rheiformes, Rheidae. The coding region runs from base 18 to 11051 and encodes 3677 amino acids. The record is from RefSeq and is a predicted model, not a curated record. Gene Ontology annotation, cellular component: peroxisome. The transcript has 74 exons.
CGGCGGCCGGGCGGGACAUGGCGGCCGCCGAGCGCGGCGACCCGGAGGUGGAGGAAGCGGGGCACGUCUUCCUCCUGAUGAAGAAAGACUAUCGCAUCUCCCGCAACGUGCGCCUUGCCUGGGUCCUCAGCCGACUCCAUCAGGUCAUCUGGGCUGUGCCUGAGCCAGAGCUGUUAAAGUCAGAAAAUGAACUGGAUGUUCUCAGCAUCUUGCCUAAUGGGUGGCAGCCAGAUGAGCCUGUCCAGCCUAGGCCCUAUCUCCUAGUGCCGUCAACGCGGGUCACCUUCCUUGCCCGCCAGUACCGGUUUGUGAUUGAACUUGACCUGAGCCCUUCCACUGGGAUUGUGGAUGACUCAACAGGAGAGAUAAUUUUUGAUGAAGUGUUUCAUGCUCUUUCCCGAUGCUUGGUGGGGUUGUUAAGACCCUUUCGUAUCCCUGGUUCAGACAUUAUUUACCAGCCAGAGAUCUUUGUGACCAUCCAGGCGUACUCCUCCAUCAUUGGCUUGCAGUCCCAUCAGGUACUAUUCCAGGGCUGUCAGCUGGAUGAGACGAAGCGAGAGGCCUUUCUGCACCAGGUGUACACACAGCUAUGUGCUUUUGAGAACAAAGUGGCAGAGAUGCUCCAGCAGCAGUAUGAACCCAAACCACAGGUGGACUUGUCGCCCCUGAGCCAAGAGAGCCCUGGUGAUGCACAGGAGCCAUCGGGCAGGAAGCCCAGUGUGUCUGUUGUCACUGCUGAUGUCGGCCUCGUCAGCAUGGUCCGGCAGGGUAUCCUGGCGCUGCAGUUGCUGCCUUCCAACUCCAGUGCAGGUAUAAUAAUAAUUACAGAUGGUGUGACCAGUGUCCCUGAUGUGGCUGUCUGUGAAACUCUACUCAACCAGCUUCGCAGUGGCACUGUGGCCUGCUCUUUUGUACAGGUAGGCGGUGUCUACUCGUAUGAUUGCAGCUUUGGCCACGUUCCCAAUGUGGAACUGAUGAAAUUCAUCGCCAUGGCCACUUUUGGUGCUUACCUCUCCACGUGCCCUGAGCUGGAUCCCCUAAGCCUCGAUCUGAAUGUGUAUCACAAGGCAUUUCUGCUGUACUCUUUUCUGCGUACUGGGGAGUCCCUGAAUCCAGAAUACUACUGCGUGUCGCAGCACAGACUGUUCAAUGAGCACCUGGUGUCUGCAAGCAGCAACCCCGCUCUGGCUAUGAGAAGGAAGAAGCACACGGAGAAGGAGGUGCACGCUGACCUCGUGAGCAUUGUCUCAGUGCGGCUGCGCGAGGGCUACAGCAUCCGUGAGGUCAACAUCACAAAAGGCGGGUCUCAGCUGGAGGUAAAACUAGUGCUGCUUUGGAAGCAUAACAUGCGGAUAGAAUACUUAGCUGUGACACCCUGGCCCUUGGACCCUCUGAAACGCAGCACAUGGGUGGAAGUGACGAUGGAGGGCAGCUAUGACAUCUUGCAUGACAUCAGUUGCACCAUGAGGAAGCCCAUCACCAGUCUCUACCGUACUACAGUCAUCCGGCGCUUCUGGAACACUUUGCAAAGCAUCAACCAGACAGAUCAGAUGCUGGUUCACCUGCAGUCUUUUGACACUGUCCCAGAACACUUCACCAUUCCUGAAAGCACCAAGAAUGGCGUGCCUCUCUUCUACAUCCCGCCAGGCUCCACCACUCCGGUGCUGUCGCUGCAGCACAGUGGGUCUGACUCAAGCCAUUCCCAAUUUGCCUCCUACUGGAAGCCUAUUCUUUCCAUGGAUGCUAACUUCUGGCAGAGGUGGCUGCACAUGCAUCGCAUUGUUCUCCUUUUGGAGCAUGACACGCCUGUCCCCAAGCACCUACACACGCCGGGCAACAAUGGCCGCUACAGCACCAUCCAGUGCCGUAUCUCUCACUCAGCGCUCACCUCCUUGCUGCGGGACUGGAGCAGCUUCGUGCUAGUGGAAGGCUAUUCCUAUGUCAAGCUGAUACACAGCUCUGAGGAUCCUACUCCUUCGUCAUUUUAUGUGGUGCGGAUCAUCUCCAAAGCUCCCUGCAUGGUUCUCCGGCUGGGCUUCCCCAUUGGCACACCUGCACAGGCCAGGAACAAGAUAGUGGAAGAGUUACGGGACCGAAUCUUGCAGCUCCGCUUUCCCCACAGGGUCCAGAGCAAAGAGGCAACUCCAAAAGCAAAGAGGAAAAUGUUUGGCAGUAGUUCUCCCUCCAAAUCUCCACCUGUGGCUGGAGCUCAGUCAGCUUUCUCAGAUAGGCCCUGCCUUGUAGUGCUGCACAAGCCCUUGGAAAAGCUACUCAUCAGGUAUGAGAAGCUGCCUUCUGAUUAUCGUGCUCCCUUCAUUCUCAACCUGGAGCAUCCCCCUGUGUCAGGCCCACUCACUAUGGUAGCCAAUCGUACUGCCUCUUCCACCUUGGCCUCACUGUCCCGCUACUUCUAUCACCAGCGCUGGAUCUGGAGCGUCCAGUCGGGGCUGGCACCGACUGUGCCCAUCACAGCUGUAGCCCAGCUCCUCUCCACGCUCACAGAAGUCCGUCUAUCAGAGGGUUUCCACUUUGCAUCUAGCGGGGAGGGAAUUAUCAACAUGGUACUGGAGCUGCCGAUACAGAUUGACAACUCGAGUGAGAGCAGUGGUGGCAGAGAGAAGCACACCUGUGUUGUUCAGUACAUCCUAUUUCCCCCACAUUCAACCUCCACCAAGGACAGCUUUUCCACGGAUGAUGACAAUGAUACAGAGGUGGAGGCCAUUGAGGUGGACACAGAACUGAAUCUGGUCACUGAGUGCUGGGUGGAGCCACAGAGUGGCCAUGUCCAUAGCACUGCUGAAAACUGGAAGCACCUUCAUGGCUUGUCCUACCAGAAAAUACCUAAAGCGCUCUAUCCGCGGGACCUUGCAUGCAUUGCUACCAUGCUGACCUUCGAGUACAUCAGCCAGUUGUGCCAGAACAAGGAGUGGGUCUGCCCUUCUUCUGACACCAAAGCCACUGAAGAUCCAGACAUGGGGGCUGGUUUCCGGGUACAUGAGAUCCCAUUCCAGUUCAAUCUUAUGAAGCUGUUGCCAAGGUGCCAGCAGGUUGAAAUGUUCUUCCUAAUGCUCACAAAAGAGAAUGAGGAGGUGACCAAGGACUCUUCGUUUGUGCCCAAUGAAAUGCUACUAAACCUCUUCCAUGGCUGCCUGCAGCAUGACCUCAGUGACCGGGAGAUCCCCAUGGUUGACGCUGAUCACAUGGCUUUCAUGGAGCAAGUUCUGCAGCGGGACCGUGAUGGCCAUCAGCCACCCUUCACGCUCCCCGUGAUCCGAGAAGAAACCCUGAAAGCCUCUGGGACCCUGGAGCAGCAGGAUGCUUCUGCAUCCUAUCACCUUGCUGGCAGCAAUGGCACCAGGGAUAUGACUGGCUCCACAAGUACUCUGCAGAGUCUGGGCAACACAGAGCUGCCUGAGGACGACGUGACCCGGUGUGACACCGUCAGGCUCUUUCUCCCGCAGUGGCGAUGCUACGCCAAGCUAGUCAACCCACAGCAUGUAUUCCUCACCUUUCUGCCAGCCACCUUCUCAGAUAUCCAGAAGCUGAUGGCUUGUGGGUUGGACAAACCUCCAAAAGAUGAGAGUCAAGCUGGAGCAGAUACCCUGGGACCUGUCUGUGCAGAGCGAGGUGUGGCUGAGGCUGAAGAAAGGAACAUUGCAGCACCAUUACCUACCCUCAGCAUAACACCAGCUCAUGAAGUGGGCCGUGACUCUGGAGAACACGGUGGCCCCUCACGGAGAGACAUUCAUAUCUCCUUCUGCCGCCAGAACUCACAACCUGAGCUAGGCGAGUGCCGCAGAUUUCGCUGCCCCAUCUACAUCUACAGCUGCUCUCUGGAGCUGUUGAGAGAGCAGCUUGUCAGUCCACGGACACACCGUCCUCCCCGAGAUAUCUUUUUCAGGUCCCAGUCUCUGGAGCGUCCUCCUACUGGUGCAUGGCUAGACCACAAGCAUAAGGAGUUAAUGAGUUACUGCACACUGCUACAGGAGCACUCCCACCAGUGCUACGUGAAAGGGCUGUUCAAGAGCCUUCAGCAGUCCCACAGCAUCAGUUCCCAGGACCUACUCACAGCAAUGGACUACUGUGAGGAGCUGCUCCAAGAGAUUGAUAUCACCAACUUCCUGCUGACGGUGUGCAGUCAUGUGCGAUCCUUUCGAGAAAGCCACCAGCAUUUCCAGACACACCACAAGACUGCCAGCUUCCAGGUGGGCAGCGUAGACCAAGAGGAGGAGCAAAGCUCCAGGGAACGAGGUGUCUUGGUCUCUGAAUCCAGUGCGGAAAUGGAGGACUACAGUGAGCAGGACUCCCACAACAUUGCUAGCCCCACAGAGGAGCCAAAGAGCAGUGUGGGCACCAGUUGCUGUUCAGAGUUUCCUCUCUCACUGCUGGAAAUUGGGCAGCCCUGUCAGGCUCACCCUGACUUGCAUAAAAUUAUUCAGGAAAAGUUCUUGGAAAUUGGAAGUUUACAUUUCAAGCCAGUGCCGUCAAAUCCUCACUACUUCUUCUACUGCCCACCAUCAGCUAAGAAAGAGGAGGAGGCAUGUCGGGAUCAGACAAACAGGAAAGGCAGUGAGGACAUGGAGGGAUCAGAGGCAGAACUGGCAGCUGAAGAAGGAACUGUGUCUGGGUGCUGCAUUGCCACAGAGAGUGACCCAGAGCUGGAGGUGGAGUAUCGCGAGAAGCUGGAGCAUGAGUUCGCAGAUACAGAUUCUCUCUCAGACUCUAACACGGUGAACCAGGAUGAUGACUCCUUCAGUGUGCUGGGAGGGGACUCGCUCAAUGAGCAGGAGUUCCUGGAGCAGGAGAUGCCCCCACUCUUUGUGCACCUCACCUGCUCAGUGAAGCUGCGCAGCCAGCACAGCUCCAUGCCUGUGCAGUCCCUGCCCACUUGUCUAGGGGAAGUCUUGGGCUGCCUGGAAAGCUGCCAGGGCUUGAACACCAUUGACUUGGGGGACCUGUGUGUGACCCUGGACAUCUUUGUGUUGACACUGCCCCUGGAGAUAGAAGUUGUGAAUGCAGACAUUCUUCACAACAGAUGCACCUCAGAGAGCAGUGUGUCCUUCACCCGCUCUCCAGGGCAACCGUCCUCUUUCCGCUCAGAUGAGGAUAUCAUGCACAACUUGGACCGGCUCCCAUCCACAGGAGAUGAGAGGCAUCCUGCACUCUCCAACCUCCCUGGAGUGCACAGACAGGCUAUUGAAGCCACCAUGAAUGAGAUUCGCUGGCUUCUGGAUGAUGAGAUUGUGUCUGCACUGCGCCACUCACAAGUCAUCAGCGCUGCCAUCCUACACCGGGUGGCCACCCACAUCUAUAACUCCAAGGGGCGGCCCAGCUGCCACAGCGAAGUGGUGCUGCUCCAGUUUGUCUUUGGACCUGAGCACUCUCUUGAGAAGUUCAAGGAGGAGUUCAGGAGAAUGGCUCUACCAGGCUACGUGCUCAAUGCAGAAGGCAGUGAUUAUCACUACAUCUCAAUCAGCCGCCUACACUCAAGACGGGCAGCUCCAAACCCUUUGGGGGCAACCUGCUUACAACAGCCAGCUGGAGGGGACACUAGGACAGCUCUGGGCCAGGCAGGCCGAGAGAGGAGCAAUGAAGCUGGGGCGGAGGGCUCCGAGCUACCUCAUGCAAGCUGUGUUCUCCCAGAGGAAGCCCAGGAUCUCUGGGAGUGGUCGGAGAGUGACAGGAAUAUUGUGCUGGACACAGGAAACGCUGUAGGUGGAGGCAGCCACAAGCAGGAUGAGGUCCCAAAAGAAGCAGUGAGCCUUGAACAGAGCAGAGCGUCUGGCCACGACUCCCUAGAGGAGGCAGCUCUGGAGACAACCAUACAGUCCUUGCCAUCCUCAUCCUCGGAAAAGGGCAACAGUGAGAAAUCGCCAUCAGUGACACUGUCUGCAGCAAGCCUCGCUGACUCUGUAGCCCAGGGAAGGGAAGGCUCCAGCAAGCAGCGUCCCAGCCGGGUGCAGAGCCUAGUGUCGAGCCAGGGCAGCAUGGACUCUGACCAUCUGGGUUAUGAUGGGGGAAGCAGUGACUCGGAGUAUGAGGAGGCACUGAUGAGUGACCAGGAACACAGGUGUCCGCUUAUGCCGGAUUUCUGGCUGAUCAUAAAAAUCCAGCAGGACCGAGUGGAGGUCUAUUAUCACACACGCAACCUGAGUGUGGAGAAGGCAGCAACAGCAGAGACAGGAGAGGAGCAGCCAGGAGAGUGCCAGAGUCUCAACCAAUUGGUGGUGAAGAAGAUCAGUGAAAUCUGCAGGGUGGUCAAUCAGCGCUUGCUGCUGCAGGACCUGCACGACAGCCAUGUGUGCAACUCAUUGCUGGUAGCAGAGAGCGAGGAAGAUAUCUGGAAGAGUGAAACUCCCUAUACCUCUUACAGGCAGCGUGCCUUGCCCACAGAUGAUUACUCCGUAGAGGAGAGCUACCAGCCCCGGGACUACCUGGCUGCCACCAUGCAGUUCAUGCCAGGGCACUUUGCUUGUGAUGUGGUGUGGAGCACCCUCAUCCAUGUGCAUUCACGGCUUAAGAUGGGCCCAAAUAUGGGGGUCUCGCGAGCUAUCCAGGCGCUUCGUUCUGUGCUCAACGCCUUCUCUGUGGUGAACAGGAAGAAUAUGUUUGUCUACCAGGAACGUGCCACUAAAUCUGUCUUUUACCUCCGACUCACUGAAACCACCUACAGUGGGAAGAUGUGGGAAGCAGAGAGCAUUCUUAGUCCAGCAUCUCGUUCACUGGCACUGACACGCAGCCAGGAGCCCAUUUACUCUGAGGAUCUAAUGGGCUCUCGUUCGUCUUUAGAUACAGCCUCAUGCCGCAGCGUGGACUCUGCCCGCCCUGUGGGACAGGUAGACAGACACAUCCAGCUGAUGGUCCAUGGCGUUGCCCCAGCAGGGCCUGAGAUCACAGAUGAGCUGGUGAAAGUGCUGCGCAGACGCCUGGAUGAGGCUACUCUGGAUAUCAUCACUGUCAUGCUGGUGCGGAAUUGCAAGCUGACCCCAGCAGAUGUGGAGUUUAUCCAGCCACCUGGGACACCACCCACAGAGGUUCUGCAGUUCUCUCUGCCCCCUUCUGCCCUGCCUUGGCUGCCUGCUGUGGCUUACUACCUGCGCCAGAAUCUGCUCAUCUUCCUGCACACCCCAAAGUACACAGACAGCAAUGUGGAGCACCACUUCAAGCACUACUUCCACAACAGUGGUAGCACCCCUGACCAGGAUCUCUAUCUGUACAACAAGCCGGGUGGCCAAGGCACUGGUGGCAAAGGUACCAUGUCGGACCUUGUACACCAUCUCUUUCCACUCUCCCACUUCCAAGGGAUCGCGUGCAUUGCCCUGACGUUUGUGGAUGAGAAUGGCAGCCCCAUCUCACUGCCCCAUGGCGAGCGGCCUGACCCUUUGAAGUUGCCUUCCUCCUCAUCUGUUGUGGGCCUGCUGCAGGACACCAACUUCGAGAGCCUCACUGCGGUUAGCCAGCAUCGGCCAGAGACGGGCACUCUGCCUUCAGAGCCCUGUGUGCUGGUGCGCCUGGAUAUCUGGGAAAAGGGGAACAUCAGCCUGCUGCAGCUGUCUGAGAAGCUGCGUGGAGCCCUGCGCCAUGCUCUCUGUGAUGCUGUCAUGGAGUUCCUCAUGCUGCCAGCCCCGCUCUGCGUGGAGGUCACCUGCCCUCUAGGUGCCACGGACCUGGAGGAGCUGGGCUCUGCAGGAGGUCUUAGGAGAACCAUGUCAGAGACCAAGGGUUUGGCCAUGGCUGCUGGUGGGGCUGGCAAGGGCUGUCCUCCACCCUUGCACUUCACCUCUACCCCUUCGUCCAGCCCUGGGGAGCCUGUCACGCCCACGAGCAAGCUGGGACGCCGCAGCUUCUGGGACAUGCUGAGCAAGGCAGAGUCCUCAGAGCUGGGCAGCCCCAAGACUACUGACGACAUUGUGCUGGAGCGGCCAGAAGAGGCUCGCACACGGCGGCGGCACAAGACUGAGAGCGUCAAGCAGCACCUGAGCCAGGAUCGGGCCACAGCCACAGCUGAACUGGAACAGGCACAGAGGCGCCGAGCCUGCCAGUUAGAGGAAGGGGAUGUAGGUACCAUGCAUCCACUCUUCAAUCAAACCUGCCAGCAGUGGAUGGCAUUCAUGAACCACCUGGGAUGCCCAUCUGUGCAGCAGUGCUCAGUGGAGAUUGUGUCCCGUUUCCUCUUAUCCUCCAUCCUGGUGGAAGUGGUGAGCCUGGUCACUGCCCUAGCAAGCGACACCACUGUCAAGGUGUUCGAGCGGGUCUGUUGCCAUCGGGGCACCGCCUUCCUGCCCUAUAAACCUGGCCAGAGCGCUAGCCCUCGCCCCGCAGCUGUCAGACACUUCAUUCUUCUGGGGCGAAACUUCCACCAGUGGCGUUGCAGCACUGAGCAGGCUCACAAAGGUCUUCAGCGCUUUGAGGCCAUGGAAUUCAGCUCCGCAGAGAGAGGGUCUGACCCAAGCCUCUCUGGGCGAGACCUGGCACCCCGGCAGAGGUUCCUCUUCAUAGAGAUUGUCGACAAAAAGCUGACACUCUACACUUAUAACUGGUCCCCAGACCUGGGGGCCAACCUGAACUGCUCACUCACUCGCCUGCUGCAGUGGCAGAAUGCUCGGUCUCACAUUGUGCAUUGCCUGCUCAGCCAGAAGCUGGGACUCUUCCACCACUACUGUUUCAUGGACACACCAUGGCACGAGGACAGCAAGCAGGAGCCAAACCCGUUCCUGAACUCCACUUUGGAGGUGGAUGCGCUGAUCCGCAGUUCCAGCCCCCCACCUAGUAAGGAACAAGGCCGACUGAGCAGCUCUGCACGAAGUCUGCCAUCUCUGCACUUCCAUCCCGAUGUGGUGCCCUUUGACGAAGCUCUACGGGAUGUUAGCGCUGUUAAACACAUUCCCCAUGGGCCUGACUUGGGACCUUUUGACCCUCUGUCUCGGCAUGGGGCCCAAUUCCUGGAAAUCAAGAGCAUGGAGAGGAAAGAACUGGAGAAACAGAUGAAGAUUGAGAAUCUCUUUGUGACCUGGCAGCAGAGAUCAGCACAGUCCAACAUGCCUAUCAGUCUGGCAGACCUGGAGACUCUGAAGCAGUCCUCACGCCUGGUUCACUACUGUGCUACUCCAUUGCUCUUUGACCCAGCCUUCAGACAGCAGAUUCAAACUGACCAGCAGGGCAAGGUGGAGGGCAAGAAGCGCCACCGCUCAAAUGAUUCUACAGCUUCAGGGAGAGAUCGCAGCCACAGCUGUGACUCAACAGAAGCGCUGCCCUGUAAGCUGAAGGAGGAGCCUUGGCUGCAAGAAAUGUGCAAUACCUUCCUGCAGCAAUACAUCCAGUAUCUGCAGAGCAUGGGCUUCAUUUUGGUCCAGGUGCGACCACCCUCACCUACUACUCGCAGUAGUACAAGCCGGAUCCGAGCUCUGGCAGCAAUGGGUGUGGAGGGGAGAGGGUCCUUUUCCUACACAAAGCCGAAAGCUGAGGGGAGUCCAAAGAGCACAAACCCCACUGUUGCCACCUAUCAUCUACAGAGAGCUCUGCCAGGUGGGAUUGUGCUAAUGGAGCUGGCCUUCCAGGGCUAUUACUUCUGUGUGAAGCAGUAUGCGCUGGAGUGCUCGCGGAUACCCAUGGGCCAGUCUGUGAACUCCCAGGGCACUCUUACAGCCAGAGCUCGCAGCAAGAGCUGCAUGGGACCCAGCUCCGUCUCUGAGUCUGCGCUCUCCAUGCUCUUCACGGAGGAGUGUGACAAGGUGCGGGACCUCAUGCACGUGCAUUCAUUCAGCUAUGACUUCCACUUGCGUAUAGUGCACCAGUAUCUGCUGGGCUCCCAUAUGACCCUCCGUCAGGGCUACCAUCUCACCAGCUUCCUGGAGGAUUUCAUUGCCCACCACCCUGACAUACCCAAAUUUGGCCGCAACCAUGUUUUCCAAGGCACCCUGGCCCUGCCCACCAACAUGAUCACUGCACACCAGCUGUACAACUACAUCGCUGACCAUGCCAACACCUACCACAUGAAACCCCUGCGCAUGGCCCGGCCAGCCACGGGCAAUGACAGCAAGAAGGGGGCACCAGGCACAGAGCAGAAUGAAUAUGCGUUGGUCUCUAUCUGGAACAGCUCGGGCUCCUACAAGGACUCUGAAGGUCUGCGUCAUCACGAUGACUUUGACGUGUCCCUGCUGGUGUGUCACAGUGCAGCACCAUUUGAGGAGCAGAGCGAGGCAGAGAGACGCAUGCUCCGCUUGCGUUUCUACGUCAUCAUGACUAGCCAGCGGGAGCUGUUCCCCCGGCUCACGGCUGAUAUGCGGCGCUUCAAGAAGUUGCCGCGCUUGCAGCGGGAAGUGCUGGAACCUGUGGUGGGCCGGGCUGCAUGGGAAGCAGCAGAGCCAGAGUCAAGCCUGGAACAGCAGCAGCCAGCGGAGCGAGAGCUGUGGCAGGAUGUGGAGGACAGCAGCGAGUUUUACGCAGGGGGCACGCAAGUCAAACUGGGGCCUGGGCUCUUUUAUACCUCGCCGCUCUUCCCCUUGCUGGCCUCUGAGGUGGCCUCAGCCCAGAAGCAGCUCAGCAACAUGGUGCAGCUUGCCAAGUGCCACUGCCGCAGGGACAACCUCUGGAAGCGUCUCUUCCUUCUGGAGCCUCUGGCUUCUGACAAACUGAAGCUGGGCAAGCUCUCACUGGUGGAGCUGGAGGAGCUGCUUGAUGCUGUGCAUGGGAAAUCCAUUGCUGAUGUUGACCCUCAGCUGGGAUGCUUCCUCACCAUGACAGUCUCCUGGUACCAGAGCCUCAUUAAAGUGCUGUUGAGUCGCUUUCCCCAGAGCUGUCGGCACUUCCACAACGCUGAAACCGGCACCCAGUACCUGGUUGUGCUUAACCAGAAAUUUACAGAUUGCUUCGUUCUUGUGUUUCUUGACUCCCAUUCAGGAAAGACGAGCCUCACAGUGGUUUUUCGGGAGCCGUUCCCUGUGCAGCCCCAGAACAGCGAGAGCCCUCUGCCACAGCUUGUGUCCACGUACCAUCACCUGGAGUCAGUUAUCAACACUGCCUGCUUCAACCUCUGGACAGGCCUGCUCUAGCACUGGAGCCCACACCCUGCAGCGACACGUGUACUCUUUGCACAUCUGUGCCAAUGGUGAUGAUGGAGAAGAACAGGCCUUCUGGUACCUGGGCUCCAGCAUUGCAGGCAGCACCACUAGCAGCACACACGGGUACCAGAUUGAGGAGCUGGGGAAUGCGUGUGGGCAGCCUGGCUCCUCCUCUUGGGCUGCAGCUCCUACUGCACUUCCACUGUUCACUGGCUGGCUGGUGUGGCCCUCAGCACACUUUUCAGUGGGUCUGUACUGAAUUAUUUUGGAUUGAAUUGCAAGGACAGGAGCUUGGCUGCUGCAGCCUGGCAGAGUGGCUCUCAGGGACAUGGCUUUAGCAUCUGCAGGUGAGUUCUGCCUGCCGGGCACGUGUGGAGGAGCACGCUGCAUCUUCUGGCAUGGGGCAGCAGUGUACUUUGCUUUAGGUGAAGAGGCUCCUGCACUUAGGGGUCUGGGCAGUGAGGCUGCCCACUUCUGGCCCUCUGCUUUUAUCAGGAGAGCACGGAAUGAGACAGGAAAGGUGAACUGGACCAGGGGAAAGGUUAUUUUUUUGGAAAUGUACACUAAAGCCAUUGCUGUAUCUGUGAAGUAAACUGAACCAGACUCCCCACUUGUGUGCUGCUGGCUGGCCUUCUGUAGAGGCUGCAGAGGCAACUCUGACCCUGCAGGCUGCCUCUCACGUAAGCAAGGCUGGAGGGGGCUGGCUGGAUUUGCACUGGAGUCUUGUACUUACUCCAGAGCAACAGUAAUAUAUCCCUCUGUCAGCACAGAGUGUCCCUGUGAAGGAAGCUCCAAGCCUGCUGCCUCGGUUUGGGGACAUGGCCUCUGUGCUCAGUCCCAGGUUGAACUGGGGGGUUCUCUUGGGGAGCCUGCAAGGGAGCUGGCUGCUUCACUUUUCCCACCUGCCUGCAGGCCUUGGCACUCUGACCUGAGCGUCUUGGCCAUGCAACAGCAGCCUCAAGAACUGCAGGGUGUGGAACAGGCAGGAUGUCAAAGCCCACAGCCCCAGGCCCUCUUCCCCUCAUACCAGCUGGAGCUGGACUGAAGAACCCACUUCCUUCCCAAGCCCAGCAGUGCCUGGUGUGCUGCUGAGGAGGUUAAGGUGCUCCUGUGUACCUGAAGCCAUCUUCAGCUCCAGUACUGCCCAAGCCACCUCCAAAUAUGACUUGCGGCAGAUGGUAUUUAAGCAGAUGAGGGUCCAACUUUCUGUGCUAGCCUAGCAGGGCCUGCUACAGGCCUGCAAAACAGCCUUGGUCUUAGCAAACAGCAGUAUUAAGGAGGUGACUAGGACACAGAAGCUCUUAACCUCACUCUGGAAAUCUCCCAAGUCAAACAGGGAACAGACUUGCUUUUCUGUUUGGGCCAUUGAUUUGACUUUUAUUCCAGUGAUUUCAUUCUGUUUUACUCUGUUGCCUUUCCGGUCUCUCCAUGCCGCAGGCCUCGGCUCUCCCAGUACGAGCGCAGCCAGCCCAGACCUUCCACUGUAUCUCCUACAGCAAGAGACAGGGUUUCCUGCUGGCCUCCCCAGGCACGCUGGAGCUAAUUUUCCUGCAGGCAGGGCCCUCAUCCCCAGGUGGGGUCCCCCCCCCCCCGGCCCACUGUGCCUGCACAGCCCCCCUAGGACAUGCCUGCUUUUUUCAUGGACCCCCACAAGCUGGUCUAUUCUGGGAUCUGUCAGUGGCAUUAAGACCCUGCAGGCCCACUCACCUUUUGGAGCGUACUCGCACCCCACGUAGCCAGUGUAGCCGAGGGACUCCAGGAGCUGGAAGAGGUAGGGGAAAUUCACCUCCCCAGGGCUGUCGGGCUCAUGCCGCCCUGGCACCUGCGCAAUCUGGAUAUGACCUAGGGAGAGAGUAAGAGGCUCUUUGCCCAAGGCAGCUGUGCCUGCAGCCUUCUGUAGGCAUGGGACAAGGUGACCUGAGAGCAGCCCCUCAACCCUAGCCAGCCACCGCAGAGCGUAGGGAAGCAACUCCUGCCCCAUGUACGUGUAGGAGCCCUACCUAUGAGCGGGAAGUAUGUCUCCAGGUUGCGUGACAAAUUCCCAUCCAUGAUCUGGCAGUGAAAGAUGUCCUGUGUGAGAGAGGAGACAGUGUAGCCUGUUCAGCAGCAAGUAGCUGGGGAAGGUUGUGCAGCAGUCCUUGUCCCUCCCUGUGCCCCAAAAAGGGCUACAAAGCCCCCAGCCACCAGGGCUCCCCUGUGGUGCCAGGCCCUGUGUGCAACAUGCUAGGGAUGCUGGAGCAGGGCUGAAAGGCCCUGAAGCAUCUGAACCUUUCCUGUGGCCCUCACACCACUGUGCUGGGCAUCUCCUUCUGCCUGCUGUAUUUUGGCUAAUACUCAGCUUCACCACAGAGCUGCGUUUGGCUUUACAAAUGGGAGGCGAGCUUCCCUGGUGGAAGGUGAACCCUUGAGAUGCACGAUGCUGACUCACCAGCUGCAGUUUCAGGUUGGGUCGCCCCACCUUCUCCAAGAUGGCAGCAGCUGAGGAUGCAAGAGAUGAGUGCCAGUGACUCCUAUGCUGGGAGCCUCAAGGUGAAGCCCUGAGACCCCCGUUCAUCAGCUGUGCUCCCGCAGCAGGUCCCUGCAUGUAAGGCAACCUCCUGGCUUUGCUCUUGAGCAGCAGCAAGGAAUCUACCUUGAGUCAGAAUGUUUAGGGGCUCAUUUCCUGCCUUGAAGGAGACUUUGAGGAGAGAUGUCUGCCUUACCUUGGUGUGGGGUGUUCAGAAAGUAGCGGGGGUCAGUGAUGCGACUGUUAAUAGGCUCUAUCAGUCCAAUCAUGUCUUCCUGUAACACAGUGGUAUCACCCCAUGGAGCAUCUUGUCACCUUUGCAGCAGGCAGCUGCUGGCUUGUGCUGCAGCUGGGAGCACUACCUCCCUGUGCCAAGCUGGUUGGGGACUCACCGCCCUCAGUCCCCUACGAGCUGCAACAGUGAACAGGACCCGUUUCCUAGUUACCUGGGCCAGGAUGUCAGCAGCAUAUCGAAGAUUCUCAAUAAAUGUGGUUUCCAUCUCGCCUGCCACUGCUGCUCGGUCUGCACCCACAGGAACCCGCCCAGCCAUGAGAUGGAUCCUGCAGAGAGAUCAGCUGUGGGCAGUAGCUCCAGUCUCCAAACUGAGCUGUCAAGCACUAAUGCACCUUCCUCAGCAGGUAGAAAAUGCAGAGAGGGUAGGGAACCAGACACAGAACAUGCAUCAAAAGUAAUUCUCUUCCGUGCAGGAGGUGAAACAGGCUCCAGCGAGCUGCAGGGAUAUAAGUCUGCAUAAUCCCAUUCCAGUACUCAGAGGGACAACUUUGAACCUAGCAAGUGACACAUCAUGGGCCUUGGUUCUUCCCUCUUUUAUCAGCUGCCACCUCACUCGUGCAAAGGCCAAGCUCAGAGAUUCAGAAUUCAGAUCAGAGUUCUCACAGGCUCUCACUACGGGAGCUGCCCUGAAGCCAGCACAAUGGACAGCAGGCACACUGUCUCUGCUUGGGGCAGAACAGAUGCCUUGUCUUGCUGUUUGCUACAGCCAAAGGUUUAGAACAGGGAGAAGAGGUGGCCAGCUGCUGGGCUAGUACAGGCUGCACGCAAAGCUCAACUGCAGGGCAAAAACGAGGAUUUUAAAUGAUCUGGUGAAGGAGUACUGUGAAAACAAAACAGACUAUCAUCUCCCUGUUAACAGAGAGAGUGAAAUGACCUGCAGACCUCAGUCUGACCUAUCCUGUAGGCAGGGUCUUAGAUUAAAUUUUGAGAGAAAGAAUGAUGCAAAGAGCUAAAUGGAAUAAAAAUGGAACAGUUUUUCUGAA